UGAGAGAAGGAGGGAGUGCGUGCGUGUGUGAGGGAGAGAGAGGGAGGGUACAACCAGCUCACUCUGAUCAGUGUUUGGGUCUCCUCCUUACUGCGUGGAUCGCAGCUCUCGUCGCUCCCUUCCUGCAAGUGGAAACGUACAUGAAAAACAAAGCACAGAGGAUAGCGAGCGGAGGUGUUUGGGUUUGUUUGCUUCUUUUGGACGCGUGGUGUUAGCUGGACUCCCUUUAGUUCCCCCCGCGGACUGCUGUAGCCCGAGCAUGGAGAUGAACGGCCGCGUCCUGCCGCCGUCGAUACCGGAGGAUGGAGAAGCCCCGGACGAUGGUCCCCGCGGGGAGAGGAACGGUCACCACCACAGGCUCCAGGACGGCGACGGGGGGGAGGCCGAGGUCGCGGUGUCCAAGUCCCAGAGACGAAAGAGCGAUGUCAAAGUCUAUAAGGAGUUUUGUGAUUUUUACGCCCGCUUCAACAUGGCUAACGCUCUGGCCAAUGCCAUGUGCGAGCGCUGCAAAAGUGGUUUCGCCCCGGCAGAGAAGAUCGUGAACAGCAACGGGGAGCUCUACCACGAGCAGUGCUUCGUGUGCGCCCAGUGCUUCCAACAAUUCCCAGAGGGACUCUUCUAUGAGUUUGAAGGCAGGAAGUACUGCGAACAUGACUUCCAGAUGCUGUUUGCUCCGUGCUGCCACCAGUGUGGUGAGUUCAUCAUCGGCCGCGUGAUCAAGGCGAUGAACAACAGCUGGCAUCCAGACUGUUUCUGCUGUGACAUCUGCCAGGCUGUGCUCGCAGAUGUUGGAUUUGUUAAGAAUGCUGGAAGGCAUCUGUGUCGUCCGUGUCACAACAGAGAGAAAGCUCGAGGCCUCGGCAAGUACAUCUGUCAGAAGUGCCACGCCAUUAUUGAGGAGCAGCCUCUUCUGUUCAAGAACGACCCGUACCACCCUGAUCACUUCAACUGCAACAACUGCGGUAAAGAGCUGACGGCUGAUGCCAGGGAGCUGAAGGGGGAGCUCUACUGUCUGCCCUGCCACGACAAGAUGGGGGUCCCCAUCUGCGGAGCCUGUAGGAGACCCAUCGAAGGCCGCGUGGUUAAUGCCAUGGGAAAACAGUGGCAUGUGGAGCAUCACGUGUGCACUCUGUGUGAGCGCCCAUUUCAGGGCCACCCAUAUUUUGAGCGAGGCGGUCGAGCCUAUUGUGAGCGACACUUCGACAUGCUGUUUGGAGAUGUUUGCUACCACUGCAACCGUGUUAUUGAAGGAGAUGUGGUGUCCGCCCUCAACAAGGCUUGGUGUGUCAACUGUUUUGCCUGCUCCACCUGCAACACCAAGCUCACCCUCAAAGAAAAGUUUGUGGAAGUGGAUCUGAAGCCGGUAUGUAAGCACUGCUACGAGCGCCUGCCGGACGACAUGAAACGGCGGCUGGCCAAGUGCGAGCGCGACUCGAAAGAGAAGAAGAAGAAACUAAUGUGCCUGUGAUCCUCCUAUUCUCUUUUCUCCUCACUUCAACUGUUCUUCCUCUGGAACAAGUUUGUGGAGUUUGACAUGAAGCCAGUGUGUAAGAAGUGCUACGAGAAAUUCCCUCUGGAGCUGAAGAAGAGGCUGAAGAAGCUGUCUGAGACUGUCGCCCGGAAGUGAACAGGGAAAAGGGGGGAAAUAGAUGAGACGCCCCCCACGUGACCAUGCAAGUCACAUUUCCAGAGUUGACAAUCGUAUAACAAAGCGUUUGUGUGUUUUACAAGAUAUGUACGUUCAAUUUAGCUUGGUAUUUAAAAAGGAACAUACCACCUUUUGUCUUUUCAAUUACAGAGGAUCCUAUUCGUCAUGUUCAAACUGACGGAGGGACUAACAGACAGAUGUUCAGUAGGUUUGAAAUUAACCUCUUCGGUGCCUUUUGGGUCAAAUACUGUACUGAAUAUUUUUCACAUGCCUGCCUUAUUUCAAUUAAUGCAUUAGAUGUAAACACAGAUAUGGAUGGUCCAGUAUUUCAAAUCAGCUUUAAAAAAACACAAAUGUGAGAACCCAAAGAAAGUGGCGCAUUUUAUUAAAUGUUUCCACCAACAUGUAUUAUGUUAUGGAUUAUUAAUGUAUAUUUUAUUUUAUAUAAUGCUAAAAACGUUUCUGUCAUCUAUGGUGUUGAAUUUACCAUUUGAUAUUAUACUGUGUUCUCCUUAAUGCUACAGUUAUGAACUGAACCAUCACCUGGAGUAUGUUGGAUUGCCCAAAUGUGCUGUGCAAUUUAUGUGUGAAACAAUCUCAACAGCAACUGUUAUGUACAGCAGUUCAUUAGGUUCAGCUGAACAAUCUAAGAUAAUCCAAUACAAAAGCUACAAUAAUUUCCUAGUUCAUACUGUUCAUUUUUGGAUUUAACUACUCUUAUUUACAGUUACUAACACAUGAUAGCGACUGGCUAUUCAAAACGGCACCUCUGAUAAAUUCAACAAACUAAUCUUCACAGUGCCAGGAUUUAUUGCUGGGCAACUGGUAACGGUGUGUCUUGCAACAUAAUGGCUUGUGGCAUGUGCAGAGACUGGAUGUUGGAGAACAUGAGAACACGUGUCUGCUGUCUGUAAUCCAAAGAAAGCGAUCGUCUUAGGAGGGUGUACCGACGGCCUCAAGACUCAGAUCCUCUUAGGUUAACUGUUGCCAAUGGGAAAGACUAGUUUCACUUGAACAGUAUUUUAUCAUGGACCGCUUAUCUUUUACCUGGUAGUUUUAAAAAAAAACACAUUCCACUAUUUUAUAGAAGUUUCUUACUAUUUCACUACCCGACAACAUUAGUCCUGUAGAAGUACAACUAUAUUCUGAACUUCAGCUCCACUAAAAAAUCUUUGCUUGUCAAGAGACACUAUUUAUUCAUGUAAACACACCAAAGUGCAUGUUGUAGACUUGAAUUGAAGGCUAUUUUCAUUAUUCCUAAGGUAUUUCUGUAUGCUCUUCUGAAUAAACAUUGUGUGUCAAUUAUACAAAUGUA
Messenger RNA from Pungitius pungitius (ninespine stickleback), 2963 nucleotides. RefSeq names its product LIM and senescent cell antigen-like-containing domain protein 1. Gene Ontology annotation, biological process: cell-cell junction organization; cell-cell adhesion; positive regulation of substrate adhesion-dependent cell spreading. Bases 260 to 1468 code for a protein of 402 amino acids. The record is from RefSeq and is a predicted model, not a curated record. Gene Ontology annotation, cellular component: cytoplasm; focal adhesion; cell-cell junction. The transcript is spliced from 11 exons. Lineage: Eukaryota; Metazoa; Chordata; Actinopteri; Perciformes; Gasterosteidae.